Molecule: messenger RNA, 2439 nt
Organism: Linum trigynum
Lineage: Eukaryota; Viridiplantae; Streptophyta; Magnoliopsida; Malpighiales; Linaceae
Source: the annotation of a GenBank genome assembly
CUGUUUCUAAAAAAAAAAGGUUGAGUGAAUUCUGUGAGUGGCUCCGCCACAGUGUCCCGCCCACCACCGUCGGAUCAAUCCCACCGUCGUCAUGCCAUGCGACGCUUUGCUUUGCUUUGCUGAAGAUAAAAAGACCACAAUCAUCACUUCCAAAAGCCCCUUCCCUCCCGCACUUUCCAAUACCUUACUUUCCAGUGACCUUGCUUGCUUGCUUCACCCUUUUUCCCUCUCUGCCACUCUUCCUCUCAUUUCCACCUGAUCAUCAGCUGCGCUAUGAAAGUCCCUGUUCCUGCUUCCUCCAUCAAUUCCGAACCCAACCCACCUCGCAACCAUCAUCACAACAACAACAACAACAACAAUCUCCCCAGCCUCGCUCCUGCUCUGUGCUACGAGCCCACCUCUGUUCUUGAACUGGGUCGGACCACCAGCCCCGCUGUUGGCAAGCUCGUCUCUGCCCCUGACCCGCUCGAGUGGGAUGAUCACGUUCUGGAGAAUUUCAAUUGGGAUUCCAUUAUGAGGGAAUUGGAUUUCCACGAAGAUCAUGGCAGUAAUAACAACAAUUCCGGCCACACCAAUAAGACCACACUUUCCAGUCUUGCCCAAUUCGCUUCCGCCGACUCCCAUCUCCAGAGCCAGAGUUUGGGAUCCACAGCAGCAGGGGAUCAUCAUCAGAUUUUCGGGUCGGCUCUCCCGGGUAUAGACCCGACCCUGUUCGUCCAUCACUCCGAAUACGGCGACGUUUUCCUCAACAACCACGAUUUCAGCUCCCUCGACCUCUCCCACAGCUUCCACAACAACCUGAAUUCCCCCAAUUCGGCCGCCGUCGGCGGCUUCGAUUCCGUCCAGGACUUAAUUCGGGCGGCGGACUGCUUCGAUUCGAACCAAUUCCACCUGGCGCACGCGAUACUGGAGCGGCUCAAUCAGAAACUGCCGUCGCCGGCGGCGGCAGGAGGAGGAGGAGGGAAGCCGCUUCAUCGGGCGGCGUUCUUCUUCAAGGAAGCCCUGCAGUCUCUGCUCACGGUCUCGACCCGCCCUCCGGCCUACCUUUCCUCGUGGUCCGAAAUCGUGGAAACGAUUAGGGCGUACAGGGCUUUCUCCGGGAUAUCUCCGAUCCCAAUGUUUGCCCACUUCACCGCCAAUCAAGCGCUGCUCGAUGCGCUCGACGGGCCGUCGUCGCCGUUCAUUCACGUCGUGGACUUCGACAUCGGGCUCGGCUGCCAGUACUCCUCGUUCAUGCGGGAGCUGGCGGAGCGGGGCUCCGUCUGCAAAUUCGGGGCCCCGAUCCUCCGCGUGACGGCGGUGGUGACGGAGGAGUACGCGAUCGAGACGAAGCUGAUCAGAGAAAGCCUGACGCAGUUCGCCCACGAGCUGAAGCUGCGGUUCCAGAUCGAGUUCGUGCUUCUCCGGACCUUCGAAGCGCUGUCGUUUAAGUCGAUCCGGUUCGUGGACGGAGAGAAGACGGCCGUCCUCCUCUCCCCUGCGAUUUUCCGCCGUUUGAGCCUGACGGGCGGCCCGACGGCGUUUGUUUCGGAUCUUCGGCGGGUGGGGCCGAGUGUCGUCGUUUUCGUUGACUGGGAAGGGUGGGGGGAUUCCUCCGGGACGGCGUCGUUUAGGAGGAAUUUCGUCAACAGUCUGGAGUUCUAUUCGAUUAUGUUCGAGUCCUUGGAAGGCGGCGGGGCGGUGGCGAUCGGAGGCGGGGAUUGGGCGAGGAAGAUCGAGAUGCUUCUGAUGAGACCGAGGAUUUUGGCGGCGGUGGAAGGGUGCGGACGCGGGGCGGCGCCGCCUUGGAAGGAGGUCUUCGCCGGGGCGGGUAUGUGGCCGAUUGGGUGGAGCCAGUUCGCGGAUUUUCAGGCUGAGACGCUGUUGGGGAAAGUUCAAGCGAGGGGAUUCUACGUGGCCAAACGGCAGGCUGAGCUGGUGCUCUGCUGGCACGAGCGGCCACUCAUCGCCACGUCAGCAUGGAGGUGUUAGACUAAAUUGGCAAACAAUUUAGAGCAAUUAUUAAUUAUUUAUUAUGGUGGACUGCUAAUUAGUAAUUAAUGAUUAGGGGCGGGGUUUUCUCCUUUUUCAAUUUUCCCUUUUUGUUUUGGUUUCAUGGGGACGGCGGUUAGGAAUGGUUUUUAGGGAUUUAAUAAGUUAUCCCGAAAGCUUAAUUCCGUGGUUCCUCUCUCUUUGUUUUGUACAAUUAAUACUAAAAUACAAAAAAAAAGAAAAAGAUUUGAGCCGGUUCUAUAUAAUUAAUAUAUCGAUCACUUAUGAGUCUACUUCGAGAUCAAUUUUGAUGUUGCAGUUUGCCUUCAUCUCGGUGUUUCUUCGAUCUUCGUUUCAGAAAAAAAGAGCUAGAGUGUAAAUUCGGUUUUGAUUUAGUGUUUAAUCGUAACACUUCAAAACUGUGCGGGUUGCUACUAAUCACAAAUCAAAUAAACAUCUCUUAUUCGG